GCAGCAUCGACACCAGAAGCAUCAGCCGCAACACCAACUCGAUGUUUCAUCUCGUACGUGCUGAUUAAAAGCGUUGAUGAGGCCGACCGAACCGUCGAGAUCCCCAAGUUUGGAACAACAUGUCUCCCAAGAAUCACAAUAACCACACAGCCAAACGAGCGGUCAUAAGAGCUUGCGAUCAAUGCCAUAGAAGACGAGUCAAGUGCGAUGGAAGUCCAGAGUGCGCAAGAUGCCGGCGUACACGCACAGAGUGUACUUACCUGAACCCUGUCAGACCCAAAGGACCCACGCCAAGAUACAAGACGAACAAGAAACCCACGUCUCCCGGGUCACUUAAGAGGAAAGGCAAGGACAGAGAAAACGACGAAGACGAGGACGAGGAUUACAUCAACGAGAACGCCGAUUCUGGGACACACGUCUCUGGCUGGAGUCCUUUGAACACAGAGACACCUCGAGCAUCUUCGUCCACCUUACUGGGACGAAGUUUCAGAAAUCUGGACGAUCAGGAGAUGAGCUUCCUACCGGGUCAAUCUAUCGGUGAUACGCUUUCUGCUCGGCCCGGUGCAAUGCAGCUGGGGAACGGAUCAGGAACCUUGGCUAUGCCCUUGAGCGAAGAGAGAGCCAUGGACGCGUCUCGCCUUCAGCAGACGCCAGGAGAUACCGCGACACCUGCUCAUCUUGCGAGUUAUUACAUCUCGCAGGCCUGGUUGGACGAUGCUUGGUUGUCGCAAUUGCUGCCAACACAAUCUCAGCCUGUGGCAGGAGCCGGGCGGGGGGAGAAUCAGGCUGGUAACGGAGGAAUAGGCGGUCAACCUGAUAACAACAAUCAAUAUGACGGCGCAGGAGCUGGCGGGAACAUGUUUCUGGACUCGACAUCGGCCGCCUUUACACUCGAUCCGAGGCAGGUGACCUGUGCACCCAUCGUGGAUUCGAGAUGGGAAGCCGGGCAGAUGUUCUCUUUGCCCUCAGGAUCCCCGGCAAUCCACGAUCAGGAUGUGCAACAACCUGGCUCUUCCAUGAACCCCACGCUGGGCGCCAUCUCCUCGGACCCGCUGUACAACCAGAGGUCUUUCGACCCCUUGCCAGGUCCUGUGGACGUCUCCUUUCUGCGUACCGCUCGCGAUCCCCAACCGACGACAUUUGGACCUUCCCCGAUCGUCCGACUCGCCAUCGACAGCCUCAUCUUGCCUCAACUCGCUCUCUUCUUUAAACGGAUCCAUCCGAUGAUCCCCGUCUUCUCCCCGGCUUAUUUAUACGAAAAGAUCGCCAUCCAGACUCAUCACACCGACCCGGACUUUUGCGCCAUGCUCUUAGCCCUGACGAGCCUUACCCUCAUUCAUCCUCUCGCACCGGAAGAAAGGGCGGGAAAGGACGGUCGGCGGGAACACGCCAAGAUGUUGCUAGCUGAAGGUUGUAGGCUGAGGGACGCCUGGGAUUUCGGAUCAAGGAGCCACUUCACGGCGGCGAUGACGAGCUAUUUCAUGUUCGGGGCUCUGUUCGAGCUGGGACAGGCCGAGGCGGCGAGGAUGAGGUUGAGGGAGGCUUUGUCUUUGGGAGAAAUCAUGGGUCUGCACAAGAAGGAAGGGUAUGAUCUGAACGACCCGCUCGAGGCGCAGAGGAGGUUGAGACUGUUUUGGGUCUUGACCGUGACGGAAAGGGCCUAUGCUAUACAGCGUGGCGGUAGUAUCGUCUUUCCCGGUCAAAUCUUUGACUCGUUACAAGUAAUACACCCCGAGGUGGCUGGACUCCUACAAUCGACAAGCGCGAUUCCUCCGCGACGAGAAGCGCUUCAACACUUGGCUCGCAUAUUCACCUUCAUCGACGGCGACAUUGUCCUCUGCUGGAACGGUCAAUGUGGGACCGACUGCAAGCGGUUGACAGCGAAUAGAGCCCGACAAAUUUUGUCGGGCCUGUCCGGCGAUACUCAUCAAGUAUUCGGGCAAACGGAAGAGGAAAUCACGGAUACGUUGACGGAGAGCCAGAAGGUUGACCUGUUCAUCACCUGGCAAUGGUUGAGGAACCGAAUCUGGCGCCUCGCCUAUACUCACGGACUUGUCGACACCUCGAAUGGCCAGCAAGAUCACCUCUCAAUCGCGCUUCCCUUCCAGAUUUGCCAGAUGGCAUCCAUGUGGGUGGAAACAUUCUCUUGGGAUGCUAUGGAUCAGCACGGCAUAGGGUUCGUGGAAAAGAUAUGUGAUAUCACCAGCGUGUUGCCCCGGCUUCUGGUACCGGCCACCGUCGAUGUUGUCCGUCGAGGCAUGGGCGGAGACGUCCCGGACGUUUUGAGGAUGAUUCGAAGGAUGUGUUUUGUUGCGCGGAAUCACUGUCGUUCGAAUCUCGCUACUGUAGACUCGAUCCUCGCGGAACUAGCCACCGCGAGCAAGAUGUUCGUAACAUGAGAAGAUGUCGAAUGAGACCGGGAGCGCUUCGUGUGCCAUUUUCGGG
This is a messenger RNA of Filobasidium floriforme, 2445 nucleotides long. RefSeq lists its product as uncharacterized. The record is from RefSeq and is a predicted model, not a curated record. Gene Ontology annotation, molecular function: DNA-binding transcription factor activity, RNA polymerase II-specific; zinc ion binding. Lineage: Eukaryota; Fungi; Basidiomycota; Tremellomycetes; Filobasidiales; Filobasidiaceae. The transcript is spliced from 4 exons. The coding region runs from base 120 to 2399 and encodes 759 amino acids. Gene Ontology annotation, biological process: regulation of DNA-templated transcription.